Molecule: messenger RNA, 2550 nt
Organism: Lutzomyia longipalpis
Lineage: Eukaryota; Metazoa; Arthropoda; Insecta; Diptera; Psychodidae
Exons: 5
Coding region: 81-2471 (796 amino acids)
Source: RefSeq, a predicted model, not a curated record
UAAAUUUUCACACCAAAAUAAAAAUUUUCUGACGCCCAAAUAGUGCAAAGAAGUUAGUUAAUUGACUUUAAAAAAUAAUAAUGAAUAAAUUGUCGUGCAACGUAAAGGGGUGCAAGUAUCGCCUGGUGGUCAAGCGACUACCGAGAAAUGUUGCUCUGUACAUGCUGCCGCGGGAUGCUCCGGAAAAGCUGAAAGCGGCAUGGAGAAAAGUUUGUUUGGGGCGCCUUGUUGCGUGUUCGGAACAUUUUUUGGAAGUUGAUUUUAUGAGCAGACCUGUGGCAUCCGGGUAUUUUAGUCGGGGGUAUUCGAGGCCCCUCAAGCACAACGUUGUGCCCAAAUUAACCCUUCAGAAGAAGAUUUUGAAUCCGAUCCAGGCAACGCCUAAAGUUAAUCAGAAGGAUGAAAUUGUCAUCUUGGACAGCGAUGAUGAGAGUGUUGUGGAAGCAGGAGAUCCACUUGAAUCUGCAGCACAAGAUGGGAUCAGCAACCGCCUCUCAUCAAGUCCUGUGAUUCAAGCUUCUUCCUCUACGAAGGAUCCUCAGGAUAAGAUUGAUGCUGAUGCAGUGGAAACUCAGCUGAUGGAACCACAAAUGAAUGAGAGAGAAAACUCUGCUGCUUCCACAGCUAAUGAGGAGACAACAAGCAAUAAUCUUCAGCAUCAGGAUGUUUCAAUAAGUCCAAAGCGACCACGUGGACGACCUCGUAAAUAUCCUCCUACUCCCGUGAAGUCUCCACUUAGGAUGCUUCCAAAACGACCAAUCUCGCGGCCAAUCUCACGACCAAACAUUCCAUCAACAACAACCAAAGAUCAUCAACUACCUUCAUUGCGCACAGUCUCCGGUAAAGCUUCAAAUCAACCUCCUGUGCCAGAGAAUCCCAAACCAUUCACAAAGGAAGCAAAAAACGUCUCAAAAGCAACAAAUUCAGCUUUUCUUCCCUCCUUAAAGCUGCCAAAAGGGAUGGUUUUGAAGGAAGUGAAAGGAACCACGAAGAAUGUGGAGAACAUCCCCUCAAUGCCAGCGAUGAAAAAGGACACUCAAAAGGUUAAUUUGGAUACACUGAUGAACAGAAAAGACUUAAUAGUUCAAAUAAAACAGCAAAAACGCAAGAACGACGAUGAGGAUGGAGAAAAAGAUCUGCAAGAACCACCAAAACAGCCAAGGAUGGAAAAUCUCCUAAUUACAUCCGUUAGAUCUCUCAAUCAAACCGCCAAUGAGCAAAAACUUGAAACUUCUUCAACAAUUCCUGAAAAUAAGACGCAAACCACAAAACCUGACUUCCGUUUUCGUAGAGUUAGAGUCGGGGAUAAGACCAUUGGUGUUCGAUGUUUAAAUUGCAGCGUUUUGCUUCGCAGCAUUAACUCCUCACGUCUCAAACUACACAUGAAAGUCUGCACAAGCCUGAAUGAAGCAUUUACACGGGAGAAAAUCAAAAUAACAAAUGAGGAUGAGUCUUCAAUUAAAUUGGGACCUGAAAUUCCGAAGAAACUUCCAUCAUUACGAGAGGAAAGAAGUCAAGAGCCUGUCAAGACGCUUUCACAGUCGCAGCAGAGUAAGAGGACUCAGUUGAAGCAAGUCCAGAAGAUUCAACUGAAGAAUGAUGAUGCUGCUAAAAAUGUACCUUCUGCUGCUCCUAAAAUUCCCAUUCAGAAAGCAAAGACAGUUCAAUCAACUUCCGUACCUGAGCAGAAAACUACGUUAACUACUCAAUCAGUUCCGUUAAUAAGUUCCGUACAGACUGUUAAGAAAACGUCUGUUUCUGUUGCAAAAGUAGAUAAGAUGGAAGGUAGUAGUGAAGGCAUUGCCGAGAAAAAGGAGGAGAGUUCUGAAAAAACAGGAGCUGAAGAUGAGGAUGAUGAUGAUGUGAUCGUCUUGUCGCAGAAGGUUGAUGUAAUUGAGGUUGAUGACUCCGAAUCAGAGCAUGAGGAAGAGUCAAAGGUAGCCUCAAAUGUCCCGGAAAUUGAAUGCACGUCAGUCUUCACUAAAUGUAAUCCCGAAACAUGCGAAUACAACGAAAGGAUGAAGAUUGCCGUGGAGAAGAAGAAACAACUCAUGGAGCUUAAGGAGAAAUUAUCAGAUGAGCAGGAAGUCUUUGAGAAUAAUAUCUCCAAGAUUAUCCAUCGACAUACGUACAUGAAGGACUUCCUCGUGAAUGUCCCGAAAAUCCUCACACCAUCGCAGAAGGAUAUUUUCUUCGGGUUCAAGACGAAGAUUGUGUGGGAACACAAUGAGAUAAAGAACGGCCUAAUGCUGAGGAAUCUCAGCAGGGAUUUGUAUCUGUAUCUACGGGAAGAUCUCAGGUAUCCUUUGCCAUCUCUCCUAUCGCUCGCUACGUGGGAAAAGCAAUAUCCAACCCAGGCUCAUUUGAUAUGGAAAAUGUCAGUGGAUUACCGCAAUAAACAAUCCCGGGAGGAGGAACUUGAUGAAAGCGAAGAUGUUGAAAUGAAAUUGAUUACUGGGAAUCCGCUCUAGACAAUCUCAAGGACCUUAAUGAAUCUUUUGUACCUCCAUAUUGAAACUUUUGUGAUUUUUUGAUGUGUUGAAAAAUAAA